Penicillium pulvis is the source of this 722-nucleotide messenger RNA. Its product is annotated as GNAT family N-acetyltransferase. The record is from RefSeq and is a predicted model, not a curated record. Gene Ontology annotation, molecular function: acyltransferase activity, transferring groups other than amino-acyl groups. NCBI's taxonomy places the organism in Eukaryota, Fungi, Ascomycota, Eurotiomycetes, Eurotiales, Aspergillaceae. Bases 29 to 691 code for a protein of 220 amino acids. The transcript is spliced from 2 exons.
GCAAAAUUCAUCCCGACGAUCACCCAUAAUGUCAUACCAAGUUGCAUACGCGACAGAACAAGAUGCCGUCGGGCUGGGCUGCAUCAACAAUGAUAGCUUCCAAACUCGAUUGAUGCUAUCAGCCAUGUUCCCAGAAACAGAUGAGCCAACUCUACGCACAUACAAGUCCUAUCAAGCCAUGAAGCAUUUAGCCAAUCCAGAAGCACACGUGGUGAAGAUCACAGACCCCACGAGCGGAGCCGUAGUUGGGUAUGGGCGCUGGCUGAUUCCCGCCGUACUCGGCGUACCCCCGAACGUGCCCGAACUAAGCGAGCAGGCUCAAAUCUACGCCAAGGAUCCGGUAGCAUUUGCACCGCAGCCCAUGAAUGCAAGUGUGUAUGCGGCUUUUCGGGCCCUGUUGGAUGCGGGGCGGAAGCGGUACACUACGGACCGGGAUAUGACGCUUGACUUGCUAGCUACAUUGCCCAGUCAUCAGGGAAAGGGCAUUGGGACUGCUAUGCUACGGUGGGGCAUUGAGCUGGCGGAUUCUUUGCAGACUCGGAUCUACUUAGAGGCCACUGCGGAAGGUUAUCCGCUAUACAUCAAGUAUGGGUGGAAGCACUUGGAGGAGAUCGAGCUGGAUCUUGAAAAGUUAGGGUGUCAUGGGAAGGAGUCCUUCUUUCUAAUGAUGCGAGACCCUGUUCCGCAAUAGACCUGCGUGUUGUCAUGAGAUAUGUAUAGAC